UCCUUGUCUUAUUCAAUUUUGGAGAGACAAACUACUGGGAUACUAAGAAAAAACCACGUAUGCUUCUGCUGGAUUCACUCAAAACAACAAAUCCGGUAAAGUUGCGAUCAGCUAUCAAAAGAUUGGUUGUUGAUAUUUUAAAAACUGAAGACCGGCAAGACAGCGAGCAGUUCAUAAACGAAGUCCACCUUGAGUUUCCUGAGGUGCCACAGCAAACUGGGGAUGAAUGUGGCAUAUAUGUUCUUUUCUUCAUCUACUGUUUUCUUCUAAAUGGAAAAUUGGGAGAAGAUUUCAGCCAGCUGUCCAAGGAUGUCAUGUUCAAUUCAGAGGAACUAGAAAAAUUCCAGAAGGACAUUGACUCAUUUCGAGCGAAUAGAAAUGUAUUACCCUCGUGCAAGCCCUCUUGUGAUGAUGAUGACCACCUCUCAAAAAGAAGUUCAAAACACAUUGCAAAUAGCAGGAGGGGCAAAACGAAAGAAGACAAGUUGGAUACUGAUAUUUUUGAAUUGUACAUGGAGGAUCUUUGGAAACGAAUAGAUGAAUAUAAGAAGAGUGCAUAUGCAUACUUUGAUUCAAUAUGGUUUUACAUGUAUAAAAGCGGGGAUAAUAAACCAAACAUCCUUAAGUGGAUAAAGGCUAAGAAGAUAUUCUCAAGACAAUAUGUUUUUGUCCCUAUUGUCUGUUGGGGACACUGGAACCUUCUUGUCUUAUGCAAUUUCGGAGAGACAAACUACUCAGAUACUAAGAAAAAGCCUCGUAUGCUUCUGUUGGAUUCACUCAAAACAACAGAUCUGGCAAAUCUGCCAUCAACCAUCAAAAGAUUCAUUGUUGAUAUUUUAAAAUCUGAAGAGCGGCCAGACAUCGAGGAGUUCAUAAAUGAAGUCCAUCUUGAAUUUCCUGAGGUGCCACUGCAAACUGCGGAUGAUAGUGCCAUAUAUGUUCUUUUCUUUAUCCACUGUUUUCUUCAAAACGAAAAACCGGGAGAAGAUUUCAGCCAACUGCCCAAGGACGUCAUGUUCAAUUCAGAGGAACUAGAAAAAUUCCAGAAGGACAUUGAUUCAUUUCGAGCGAAUAGGAAUACUGAAGUUGAAGAUUAGUGUGGACGCCAGGACUGCACCAAUUAAUGGAAGAUUGGUACUCGCUUAUUAGUUAUCAUCAGACCAUUUGACCUUUUACUAUGUCCUGGACUCUUGUGGUAAUUAGAGAAUUUCUGUGUUUCUUACCUAUGUGAGAUACAUCUUCUCUGGUAGCGACAAAUCCCGAGGAGUUGGAAGACUGCCAAGAAACUGUUGGUUACACAGUUUUUGAGCUUGGAUUUGCUACCACCCUUUUAAUUGAUUUAUAGAGAUUCGAGCUGA
Molecule: messenger RNA, 1358 nt
Organism: Lolium rigidum
Lineage: Eukaryota; Viridiplantae; Streptophyta; Magnoliopsida; Poales; Poaceae
Exons: 11
Coding region: 60-1097 (345 amino acids)
Biological process (GO): proteolysis
Molecular function (GO): cysteine-type peptidase activity
Source: RefSeq, a predicted model, not a curated record